Dermatophagoides farinae (American house dust mite) is the source of this 930-nucleotide messenger RNA. RefSeq lists its product as uncharacterized. The record is from RefSeq and is a predicted model, not a curated record. Lineage: Eukaryota; Metazoa; Arthropoda; Arachnida; Sarcoptiformes; Pyroglyphidae.
GAACUAUUAGAACAGUUGGAUAUUUAUAACCACAAAUGAUUUUUUUUUCGAAUUCGUUCACGUGCAAACUUUAGUCUUUCUUUUCUCACCACUGACAAUGACAAUGAUCAAUUCGCCCUUAUCAGGUCAAACAAUUGUCGAUAAUUCAUCGAUGAUUUCUGCAACAAUUCAAAAACCUAUUGCAAGUUCUUCCGGCGAUGAUUAUGAUAUCAAUAAUGAUAAUCAGGUGAAAAUCUUACAACAACAGCAGCAGCAGUUAUCGUUUAGUAGUUCGAAUUAUCUGCCGAAACAGGCACCAGGCAGUUUGUUGAAUUUUUGUGUACGAAAUAAAAUUGAUGUUUAUUCAUUGGAAAAUCGUAUCGAUUAUCAUCUAUCGCGCAUAAUGAAAGGUCAUCGAUUGAUUAAUUUCAAAAAUUCCAUUGAACGUCUACCGAUCGAAAAACGAAUCUGUGAAUGUAUCAUUGAAAUAUUGAUGUCAACAUUGAAUCUGAUUGCACGGAAAACACGUACAAUCAUCAAUGCAAAAGCAGCUAUCGAUGCAUUGAAAGAAUAUUCGGCAAACACACAAUCGGAACAGCAGGUGGCACAGAUCCAGAUGGAAUUUGUGGAGAAAAUUCGCGAAAUUCGUACAAUUUCCAUCAAUUUAGAACAGAUAGUAUGGGCAUUGAAUUCGAAUAAAGAACAUAUCAGAUAUAUUGCCAAAGUAUUUCAGAUACCCGAACAUUACAAACGAAGUGAAUUUCAACAGGAUCCAAACUCGAUUUUCCAAUUGAAACAAUCCGUCAUCAAUACGGUUCACCAAUGUCAUGAAGUGAUCAAUGUAUGUCGAAUACUUCGACGACAGAUGCAAACAGUUGUCAUUGAAGUUUAUCUGAAACAUUUUAGCGAUCAAAGCCAAAUGAAUUAAAUUCAACCGAAUGAAUUGAAAAA